CAAUCACUAUAACGCCAACCAACCAUUGAUAAUAGAGUUAGAGAAUUACUGUAUAAAAGCAAACAAAACAAAAUGAACUAUUUCUCUGUGAUUAGUAAUACCUGUCUCAGAAAAUGAAACCAUUUCAAAUAAAAUAUCUGGAACUCAUUGGUUGUUUUAGCGGUGAUCAUGUUGCUUGAGGGGCCGAUCAGGAGUUGAAUACUUGAAAUAAUUCAAGUUUUGUUAAUCUCUCCUUGUCGUAGCUAUAUAUAUAUAUAUAUAGCGCGUAGAAAGAUGAGGUGAUUGUCUUAUGGGAUCAGUCUGACUAUAUAUACGAUUAUUUAUAUUCAUGGCAUAUAUACAGCAGGACGUCAACGGCAAUUAAUUUACGAGUUUAUAAAGUUUUAUUUUGUUUUGAAAAUUCUUGGUCUCCGCUCCAGCAGUAUGUCUUAUGGUUUUCUCUUUUUCUUGCAGAAUUUCAGUCUAUACAAUACAAAAAAAACGUUGAUAGAAUAUUAUUCUAAUUAAUAGUAGCUUAAAUUUGCAAAACAGAGAAAAUGAAACAAAAUAAAUGCCAUAUUUGAAAUUGAAAACAAGAGAGUCCCAUUUAUAAAUUUUUUCAUUAAUCUUGAGUUUAAAAGAUUUCCUCUCUUCUUCCUAGUUUGGUUGGGCCAAUACAGAUCCAAUUAAGUUUUCCCUUCUUCUACAUUCUAUCCUUCUCCUCCCUUCCUUUUCUUUUUUUCGAUUCCGGUUGGUCUAGCAUGGCCCAACUGGACUUUCCAUUCUGUUUCUCCUCUUUCCUUCUUAUCUCCUCCUCCUUUUCUUCCUUCCGCCUAGGUUGGGCCAUCAUGUAGACUUUGUGUUAAGCCACGACGUUCAGAAAGAAACCUUGAACCAAAUCCUAAGUAUCAUGGAUAAGGUGAACGUGGAGGACAGUUGCAGGCAUGAAGUAAAGUGACAGUUGCAGGCAUGAAGCAAGGGAGAGAAUGGGUCAAAAGCAGUUGGAGAGUCUCUAGCUUUGUAUUUAAUAUUUCUGUUGCAUUUUUCUCCACCUUCUGUAGAUCAUGUGUUGAUGAUUACUAUUAGUAGCUGAUAGGGUCCUAGUAUUCGGCAGAAGCAGUGUUAUUGGCUAUAAAAAGAUGUCUCGGAGAUCAUUAUGAAUAUAAGAAUUAUUUCAUCCAAAUUGUGGUUCAUUCUCACCCUAAGAAAAUAUUAUCCCUUGAGAAUUUAUUUUAGAUAACCAGUGAACUGGUUCUAUCACUCUGCGCCUAUUUUAUAUAGACCCAACCACCUGCCCUCCCUGUCGCUAAAUGGCAAUAAAUAAACUAGUCAACUAACAAAAUGAUUCCGACCGAGCCAAGUUGGCGAAGUUGGUUUCUUGUCAUUUUCUAGCAUUUGAUGUAAUAUUCACUGCACUUUCGCCUCUCUUUCUUUAUAUAUAUAUAUAUAUAUAUAUAUAUAAACUUUGAUAACAUUUCUGCAAUUUCGUAAGAAAAGAGUUAUUGUUAAUCAUACACGCUUUUGAUGAUAUAUAUUGAUAGGAGGGCCAAUGAGACCCGUGUAAACUUAUAGCAUAAUCUUCGUCAAACAAUUAAGCACAUCCUUGCAAUGAAGGAAAUCCUCUCAAGAUUUUCCAAGAAAAAGCCUGCUCAAUGUGAAAAGUGCGAUGGGCUUAAGUCUGAUAUUGCGAGUCUAAUCGGGAAGGUAAUUGAAAAAGAUAUCCAGGUAUCAGCCCUUGGCAAGUUGUUAGCUCUUAAAGACGAGGAAAUAUCUCGCCUUAAAAGCAAGCAAAAUCCGCAACUUCGUGAGAAGAUAGCUCAUAAAGACAAGAAAUUAUCCCGUCUUGAGGAUCAGCAACUUCUGACAGAUACAAGAAUGAAUAAGCUCAGGGCUGACAUUGACUUUGUUUUGAAGGAAUUUGACGAAGCUGUUAAAAUAAAUGAAGAAGGUUUUGACAAGUAUUCUGAUAGAAGCCUUAACAAGUCUGAGAAACAUGAAAGACUGGCGCCAACAAUUGGUAUAGCAAACCGACAUGAUGACAAACCCCAAAGCACAAUCCCUCUUCCUCAUACUUACGAGAGGUCUCCUCCUUAUUUUCCCACUUUAAAAGGCGGUUCAUCUCCGCUUAUGGAGGAAAACAUCAUGGUAGCGGCUUCAAGUAAUAAUGAUGAACCUCCUUCCAGCUUCUCCAUGUUUAAUGACGAUUCAACUCUGCCCACAGAAGCAAAAAUCACGGUGGCACCUCGUAGUGAUAGAACGGCAUCUCUAACUAGCAACUCAUCUCGAACUACAGAACAAAACAUCAAGGUGGCAGCUCCAUUAUCUAGUCAUGAUAUACUUCCACCCUAUGUUCCCAGAUUUCAUGCAUCUCCAACAGCAGAGGGAAGCAUUACAGUGACAGCUCCAAGUAGUGAUCAUGCCAAUGGAAGAGCAAACGGAGAUGGAAAACUACAUAUUUUUUACGAUAGUCUUUAUGGUUUUCAUAGACCACCUACUCCUUAUCCCUUUUAUGUCCUGAAGAAGAAAAACAAAAACAAUGUUGUUAAAUAGAGCAGCUACAAGCAACGAGAAAAAUAUGGAGUCAUAAGAAAUACUACGUCCUACAAGCAUCCUUACCAGUACUCUUUCUUCUUUUCAUAUCAUACUUUGAAAGUGUUUGAAUAGAAAAUGUGUAUGAGAAGAAACGAGAUAGAAAGAAGAAGAGAAAAUACAGAAACUGUUGUAUUGAAUUUAUUUGAAAGGAAUGAAUAAUUCUGAUUGCAUACAUUCCAUGCAAUCGUUACA
This is a messenger RNA of Populus trichocarpa (black cottonwood), 2763 nucleotides long. RefSeq lists its product as uncharacterized. The coding region runs from base 1588 to 2529 and encodes 313 amino acids. The record is from RefSeq and is a predicted model, not a curated record. NCBI's taxonomy places the organism in Eukaryota, Viridiplantae, Streptophyta, Magnoliopsida, Malpighiales, Salicaceae. The transcript is spliced from 2 exons.